This is a messenger RNA of Limanda limanda (common dab), 1047 nucleotides long. RefSeq names its product phosphatidylinositol-specific phospholipase C, X domain containing 1 (gene plcxd1.1). NCBI's taxonomy places the organism in Eukaryota, Metazoa, Chordata, Actinopteri, Pleuronectiformes, Pleuronectidae. The record is from RefSeq and is a predicted model, not a curated record. Bases 50 to 997 code for a protein of 315 amino acids. Gene Ontology annotation, biological process: lipid metabolic process. Gene Ontology annotation, molecular function: phosphoric diester hydrolase activity. The transcript is spliced from 7 exons.
CGGAGAGGAGGACACAGCCGCGGCUCUCUGAUCAACACUGGAGCUCGGUAUGUCCAGCCUGAGUGAGCUGCCCAUGGAGAGCUGGAUGUCUCACCUGCCCUGUGCUCUGUGGGACACCCCCCUGCCCCACCUGGCCAUCCCAGGCAGCCACAAUGCAAUAACCUACUGUCUGGAUAUGAAUGACAGAUCCCCAGUUGACCUCACCCAACCAGACAUGCUUCAAAAGCUGGACAAAUACAUGAAGCCCCUUAUUCGACCAUUUGUCUACAAGUGGGCUGUAACCCAGGAGUACACUAUAAAGCAGCAGCUGGACUGUGGGGUCAGAUACUGUGACCUGAGGAUCGCACACAGGCCCAAUGACAGCUCCAGCGAUCUGUAUUUCUACCAUGGUGUUUACACCACACUGACUGUGGAGACUGUUCUCCUGGAGAUAAGAGAGUGGCUGGACGCUCAUCCCAGAGAGGUGGUCAUUCUCUCCUUCAGCCACUUCCUGGGCCUGAGCCCGGAGCUCCACAUGCUGCUGCUCACAAACAUACGCAACGUUUUCACCUCCAAACUCUGUCCCAAAACGGAAACGUUAACACUUCGAAACCUGUGGGCUGUUGGCUACCAGGUGAUAGUUUCUUAUGAGCACAAUAUGGCCAACUGUAACAGUGAGCUGUGGCCACAUGUUCCUUACUGGUGGGCUAAUAAAUGCAAGGCUGAGGCUCUUAUUGAGGAGUUUGAGAACAGGAAGCAACAUGGCAGACCAGGAGGUCUCUUUGUCACAGGAAUUAAUCUGACCGAGGACCUGAAAUACAUCUGCACUCACCCGACAGAGUCCCUGAAGGACCUGGUGACGUCCACGUAUCCCACGCUGCUCAGCUGGGUCAAAGAGCAGACCCCCGGCUCCAGGGUGGGCUCCCUCAACAUCAUCGCUGGGGACUUCAUCACAGAGAGUCACUUUGUACCAACUGUUGUUAUGCUAAAUGAGAAACUACUGAAAUGGUCCUCAUGACUUUUCACCAGAACGCAUUAUUUUACAAAAAAGAAAAUGUGAAUCACAGC